This is a messenger RNA of Phialemonium atrogriseum, 861 nucleotides long. Its product is annotated as putative cytochrome c oxidase. The record is from RefSeq and is a predicted model, not a curated record. Gene Ontology annotation, cellular component: mitochondrial envelope. Gene Ontology annotation, biological process: mitochondrial electron transport, cytochrome c to oxygen. The transcript has 5 exons. The coding region runs from base 83 to 646 and encodes 187 amino acids. NCBI's taxonomy places the organism in Eukaryota, Fungi, Ascomycota, Sordariomycetes, Cephalothecales, Cephalothecaceae.
CAGACCAUUUCGUCAAACUUGAAUUGUCUCUCUCCCGCAACCAAACAACCUCACCUCUCCACUCCUCAAUUGAGCAGCCAAAAUGUUCCUGCAGCGAUCCGCAGUCGCAGUUGCGCGCCGAGCUGCCGUCUCGCCUCUGGUGCGCCGCACCUUGACGACCACUGCUGUCCGCCGCGAUGCCGUCCAAGAUGCGUCGGCCCAGUCGGCCAAGAUCAAGACUUUCUCGGAGAUAAAGUCCAGCACCGACCUCGUGGGCCCCGGCGCGAAGCCCGGCACCGUCCCCACCGAUAUUGAGCAGUCGACGGGUCUGGAGCGCCUGGAGAUCCUCGGCAAGAUGGAGAGCGUCGACAUCUUCGACAUGCGCCCCCUCGACUCCUCGCGAAAAGGCACCAUGGAGAACCCCAUCCCCGUCCGCUCGGCUGGUGACGAGCAAUAUGCUGGCUGCACCGGCGUCCCCGCCGAUUCGCACGUCGUUACCUGGCUUGGUAUGUCUCGCGAGCGACCGAUUGAGCGAUGCCCCGAGUGCGGCAGUGUCUACAAGAUGGAGUAUGUCGGACCCACCGACGACGGCCAUGGCCACCACGACCACCACGGAUUCGAGGAGCCUAAGACAUUUGCCAACUUCGUCAAGCCUCAGUACUGGUAGGAAUGGGCACAAUGGGUCUGACGGAAGUUGGCUCAAGGGCGAUGAAUAUGCGGGGUUUGUUGGAGAGGUGAACUUGUAGAUUAAGUCGAGGAGGAAGGCAAGGUUGCUUUAUAGAAUUCCUGUUGUGUCACUCAUUGUGGCACCAUACUUCAUCUCCCGAGAGACAUGCUUCCUUAGUUGCUAACCACCUGGUAUAACACUGCCCACCUUCCCCA